AUGAGUGUGGCUGAGGACGCCGAGUGGCUGCGGUGGGUGACAAAGAAGUUUGGGAGCAUCACAGGGGAGGACAAAGAAAUUGAUCUGGAGGAGUUCAAAACUGCUCUGCAAGUGAAGGAGUCCUUCUUCGCUGAGAGGUUCUUCGCCCUGUUUGACUCGGACGGGAGUGGGACCAUCAGUCUGGAGGAGCUGCUGGAAGCCCUGAGCCUGCUCGUGCACGGGAGUCAGACGGACAAGCUGAGGUUCCUCUUCCGAGUUUACGACGUGGAUGGCAGCGGCUCCAUCGACCCGGACGAGCUGCGCGUGGUGCUGCGCUGGGGCCUGCGGGAGAGCGGGAUGUCCCUGCCCGAGGAGCGCCUGGGGGACCUCACCCUGGCUCUCUUUGAGGCUGCUGACAAGGACCACAGCGGCUCCAUCACCUUCGAGGAGCUCCAGGAAGAGCUGGAGGCUUUCCCAGAGGUCAUGGAGAACCUGACCAUCAGCGCAGCCAGCUGGCUGAAGCCCCCGGCGGUCCCGGCGCGGCGGCCCCGCCGGCGCUGCCUGAGCCCGGCGUUCUGGCAGAACCGCGGCAGCUCCAUCGCCUUCCUGGGGGGCUGGACCGGCCUCAACCUCCUGCUCUUCGCCCUGGGGGCCCUGCCCCACGCCGGAUGGGUGGCCCUGGCCCGCGGCUGCGGCCAGUGCCUCAACUUCAACUGCGCCUUCCUGGCAGUGCUGAUGCUGAGGAGGUGCCUGACCUGGCUCCGUGCUACCCCCAUGGCCCAGGUCUUGCCCCUGGACCAGCACGUGGUGCUGCACCAGCUGGUGGGAUACGUGGUGCUGGUGUUGGGAGCCGUCCACACGGGCGCCCACCUCGCCAACUUCUGCAGGUUGGCCGGGCAGGACGGGGCCGGGAGCCGCAGCCUCGCCGGGUUCCUGCUGUCGGCCGGGGCGGGGACGGGGGGGCUGUGGGACACGGCCCCGCAGACGGGGCUGGCGCUGCAGGGGCUGCUGGUGGCCAUGCUCCUCUUCUCCAGCCCCUGCGUCCGGCGGAGCGGGCACUUCGAGGUCUUCUACUGGACCCAUCUCUCCUACAUCUCUGUCUGGAUCCUCCUCAUCCUCCACGGCCCCCACUUCUGGAAGUGGUUUGUGGUUCCUGGCUGCCUCUUCACCCUGGAGAAGGUGCUUGGCUUGGCUUGGCGACGGGCUGGGGGGCUGCACAUCGUGGAGGUCAACCUGCUCCCCUCCAAGGUGACUCACCUGGUCAUCCAGAGACCACCAGUUUUCCACUACAAGCCUGGAGACUACAUCUACCUGAACAUCCCGGCCAUUGCCACCUACGAGUGGCAUCCCUUCACCAUCAGCAGCGCCCCUGAGCAGCAGGACACCAUCUGGCUGCACAUCAGGUCCCUGGGCCAGUGGACCCACAAGCUGUAUGAAUACUUCCAGCAGCCUGACCUGCCCAGCCUGGAGCCUAAACCCCUCAGCAGGAGCCUGAGGGAGAGGAGACACCGGGCACAGGGGGGGCUCUGCAGUGGGGCUGGCUCAGAGGGGGGCUCCGUGGCCACCGGUGGGGAUGGAGACGUCCAGCUGACGUCGUACAAAGCCACCAGCACCACUGGCCCAGGAGAAGGGGACCUGCCGAUAGGCGGGGUCUCCACCGGGCUGGGUGACACCCGUCGACUCUGCAAUGUCCAGUGCUACAUUGAUGGCCCCUACGGGACCCCGACACGGAGGAUCUUCACCUCGGAGCACGCCGUGCUCAUCGGCGCGGGCAUCGGCAUCACGCCCUUCGCCUCCAUCCUGCAGAGCAUCAUGUACAGGUACCGCCGGCGGAAGCAGAGCUGCCCCAGCUGCCACUACUCAUGGUGUGAGGACCUGCAGGAUGAGGAGAUGACGCUCAGGAAGGUUGACUUCAUCUGGAUAAACCGGGACCAGAAGCACUUUGAGUGGUUUGUCAGCCUGUUAACCAAGUUGGAAAUGGAGCAGGCUGAGCAGGAGCCAGGAGGGAGGUUUCUGGAGAUGCACAUGUACAUGACCUCGGCCCUGGGCAAGAACGACAUGAAGGCCAUCGGGCUGCAGAUGGCCCUGGACCUGCUGGCCGCCAAGGAGCAGCGCGACUCCAUCACCGGGCUGCGCACCCGGACCCAGCCCGGCCGCCCCGACUGGAGCCAGGUGUUUGGGAAGGUGGCCGAGGAGAAGAGAGGGAAAGUCCAGGUCUUCUUCUGCGGCUCACCGGCCCUCGCCAAAGUCAUCCGGGCGCACUGCGAGCACUUCGGCUUCCGCUUCUUCAAAGAGAACUUCUAA
This is a messenger RNA of Apus apus (common swift), 2283 nucleotides long. RefSeq names its product NADPH oxidase 5 (gene NOX5). The record is from RefSeq and is a predicted model, not a curated record. Gene Ontology annotation, cellular component: plasma membrane; NADPH oxidase complex. Gene Ontology annotation, biological process: defense response; superoxide anion generation. Bases 1 to 2283 code for a protein of 760 amino acids. Lineage: Eukaryota; Metazoa; Chordata; Aves; Apodiformes; Apodidae. Gene Ontology annotation, molecular function: superoxide-generating NAD(P)H oxidase activity; calcium ion binding. The transcript has 16 exons.